UAUGAGCGCAUUUUGAUGUUUCCGUCAAAUGAUGCAAUCUUCUUUCUCCCGAGCGCGCUAGCUCGGGUUCAGGGUUCCAGGUUGAUAGCACAAGUAUAAAACCUUGCUCGCUCUCUCAGUUUCUCCAGAGUCCCACCGUCUCAAUAAUAGUGUGGAAGAUGAUUCCUCGGUCUACAAGCAUCUCCCCCCAGUCGUCCCCGCGACAAUCCCUCCAAAAUGGUGGAAUGCAUAGGGACAGGCGGAAACAACGGGCGCGUUGCUGACCAGCGCGAUGGAGGUGAUAAUCGAGUCAACGAGCAGGCCAUGUUCUUUCUGCCGGCUUGCAAUGUGUUUAUCAACGAGAACUUCGCACUGAGGUGUCCGGCGCUAUUCCACGGUCGCCUGAUUGACCAGCUGCAGCGAGAUGCUCCAAUUGCCGAUCUGAUGGAGGCCGAGUUUGACGCUUUUCGCAAUGUGGAGACCAUGCGGCUUUGUGCUGCUGCCGAGCGAAUGCGCAGCACGCCGAACGCGGGCGGCAGCUCAGUCAUCAGUGAGGUGCUGAGCUACGAGCUGCUCAAGAGAUACGCUAACGCCGAGUUGGAUCGCACUGAAAUGGAGGUGACUUACUUCCCAGAAGGCGGCUCAAUCGUGGACUACACCUGUUUUGUGCAGAACUGCACAGUCGGCGUGAGCGUAACCAGAGCCAUGAAGUUCCAGGGUCAGUACACGGUCGAUGAUGCAGAGCGUCUGCUGGUCAAGAAGCUGCUGGGCCUGCGGCGAGCGGCACGUAACUGCCUGUGCGGACACUGGAGCAAGGCGCUGCUUCACGUCUGGGCGGCGUCGCCGCGUGUCGCUGCACUCGUGCAGCACGCCUACUGGGACCUGCUGCCGGCGGAGAUGCGCGACAACGCACUCGUGCUGGUUACCGUGGCAAAUGGACCGAAGGCCCACCUCAUCUUCCACGAGAACAAGAAUGGAUGUGCUAUGUGACUUCGGUUAUCACUCCAACAAAGUUUUUUUUUUUUAAAUAUCCUUCAGCAAGAACUUUUUAAUGAUUAUGAAUUCCCUUGAGCAAUUAUAUCAUCUACUUAUCAAUAUAGCUUGCCCUCGACACCACCACCUGCCUUGAGACAAUGUUCCACUUUGUAUUUCAUAAAAAAAGGAUCGCACAUUUUGCUGCGUCUGUUCAUGCUUGAGAUAUUUCCCAUCGGCAUCAUACAAAGCCUUUACGACUAUUUUAUCAGAGACAGAAUGCAUUAGAAACAAAUUAACAACCAAAAGAUCA
This is a messenger RNA of Sycon ciliatum, 1264 nucleotides long. RefSeq names its product AAC-rich mRNA clone AAC4 protein-like. The coding region runs from base 217 to 969 and encodes 250 amino acids. The record is from RefSeq and is a predicted model, not a curated record. The transcript has a single exon. NCBI's taxonomy places the organism in Eukaryota, Metazoa, Porifera, Calcarea, Leucosolenida, Sycettidae.